Tupaia belangeri chinensis (Chinese tree shrew) is the source of this 1529-nucleotide messenger RNA. It is a transcript of the gene SH3GLB1, whose product is annotated as SH3 domain containing GRB2 like, endophilin B1. The record is from RefSeq and is a predicted model, not a curated record. Gene Ontology annotation, cellular component: cytoplasm; membrane. The transcript is spliced from 10 exons. Bases 122 to 1153 code for a protein of 343 amino acids. NCBI's taxonomy places the organism in Eukaryota, Metazoa, Chordata, Mammalia, Scandentia, Tupaiidae. Gene Ontology annotation, molecular function: protein binding. Gene Ontology annotation, biological process: membrane organization.
UUUUUUUUAAUAACAGUUUACAGAAGAAAAGCUUGGCCAGGCAGAGAAGACAGAAUUGGAUGCUCACUUAGAGAACCUCCUUAGCAAAGCUGAAUGUACCAAAAUAUGGACAGAAAAAAUAAUGAAGCAAACUGAAGUGUUACUGCAGCCAAAUCCAAAUGCCAGGAUAGAAGAAUUUGUUUAUGAGAAGCUGGAUAGAAAAGCUCCAAGUCGCGUAAACAACCCAGAACUUUUGGGACAAUACAUGAUUGAUGCAGGGACUGAGUUUGGUCCAGGAACAGCUUAUGGUAGUGCCCUUAUUAAAUGUGGAGAAACACAGAAACGAAUUGGAUCAGCAGACAGAGAGCUUAUUCAAACAUCAGCCUUAAAUUUUCUUACUCCUUUAAGAAACUUUAUAGAAGGAGAUUACAAAACAAUUGCAAAAGAAAGGAAACUAUUGCAAAAUAAGAGACUGGAUUUGGAUGCUGCAAAAACCAGACUAAAAAAGGCAAAAGCUGCAGAAACUAGAAAUUCACAACUAAACUCAGCACGCCUUGAAGGAGAUAACAUUAUGGUAAAUUUCUCUUACAUGCUCAACUUCCUGCAUGUAAAAUGGCUGAAGAUUUGGGCAGAGGAAGUGACAAAAUCUGAACAGGAAUUAAGAAUAACUCAAAGUGAAUUUGAUCGUCAAGCAGAGAUUACCAGACUUCUGCUAGAGGGAAUCAGCAGUACACACGCACAUCACCUUCGCUGUCUGAAUGACUUUGUAGAAGCCCAGAUGACUUACUAUGCACAGUGUUACCAGUACAUGUUAGAUCUCCAGAAACAACUGGGAAGUUUUCCAUCCAAUUAUCUGUGUAACAACAAUCAGACUUCUGUGACACCUGUACCAUCUGUUUUACCAAAUGUGGUCGGCUCUUCUGCCAUGGCUUCAACAAGUGGCCUCGUAAUGUCCUCUCCUCCCAACCUCAAUGACCUAAAAGAGUGUAGUGGCAGCAGGAAGGCCAGAGUUCUCUACGAUUAUGAUGCUGCAAACAGUACUGAAUUAUCACUUCUGGCAGAUGAGGUGAUCACUGUGUUUAGUGUCGUCGGAAUGGAUUCAGACUGGCUAAUGGGGGAAAGAGGAAGCCAGAAGGGCAAGGUGCCGAUUACAUACUUAGAGCUGCUCAAUUGAAUCGAUGGACUGUGGAAAGAUCCCCAUCACGACACCAUAUUUAUGUACAAUUAACUCUAAACAAAACAGGUUUCAGUAUCUUCCAUGUUAAUGUCUUAAGAGACUGAAGAUUAAAUACCAGCCAUCAGAAACUGGCUUUUCUGCCAAUAAAGUUGCAUGGUAAAUAUUUCAUUACAGAAUUUAUGUUAGAGCUUUCAUGCCAAGAAUGUUUUCUUAGAAAAUUCUCUUUUUACUGAGGUUUCACUAAUAAGCAGCUUCUACUUUUGAGCCCCAACUUAAAGCAGAACUGUUUUCUACUGAAUUUUUCACUAACAGCAAGCUUUUUCUUUAUGUAAAAUAAAUUUAUUGUGAAUUGAUAUCAGUGACUCAUUUAUUA